CUCCAGUUGUUUAAUUAAAAAUGGAUUGGAGUGAUCAUAUGAAUAUAUCAUUAUGUUUAGCUAAAGAAGCAUUAGAAGUUGGUGAGGUUCCUGUUGGCUGUAUUUUUGUUGAUAAUGACGGUAAUAUUUUAGCUUCUGGUCGUAACACAGUAAAUGAAACAAAAAAUGCAACUAGACAUGCUGAAAUAAAUUGUGUUGAUACAAUCAUUAAGGCUGGCUUUUUAAAAAAACUAUCUAAGAUAACUGUUGUUGUUACUGUGGAACCUUGCAUAAUGUGUGCUGCGAUGUUGAUAAAUAUUGGUUGUUCUAACAUUAUUUAUGGUUGUGCAAAUGACCGUUUUGGAGGCUGUGGUACUGUACUUGCUGUUCCUGGUUUAGAAAAAUGUAAAGUUCAAGGUGGAUUAUUUGGAAACCAGGCAAUGGAUUUACUUAAACAAUUUUAUAAAGGGCAAAAUCCUAAUGCUCCAGAGAAUAAAGUUAAAAAAAAACCUGUAAAUCAAUAAAAUAUAUAAUUUUAUUUUGCUUUAAUAUUUAUAAAUUUUGAUCUAAGAAGGGUAAUAAUUUCUAAACUAUGUAUAUAUUAUU
Molecule: messenger RNA, 585 nt
Organism: Diuraphis noxia (Russian wheat aphid)
Lineage: Eukaryota; Metazoa; Arthropoda; Insecta; Hemiptera; Aphididae
Biological process (GO): tRNA wobble adenosine to inosine editing
Cellular component (GO): nucleus; cytoplasm
Molecular function (GO): tRNA-specific adenosine-34 deaminase activity
Source: RefSeq, a predicted model, not a curated record